Echinostoma caproni is the source of this 456-nucleotide messenger RNA. The record is from the annotation of a GenBank genome assembly. NCBI's taxonomy places the organism in Eukaryota, Metazoa, Platyhelminthes, Trematoda, Plagiorchiida, Echinostomatidae.
AUGAUCCCAUCGGUGAAGGAGAGGCAACGCGGGGCGUACGACUUCAAAACAUUCUACGAGGGUGUUUGUGCUCUACACAAUGUGGCGCCACUUCAAAGUAUCACGUGUCAUCUGGCGGAAGGGAUUCUUGAUGUAAAUGUGGACCGAAUCCGCGCAUCCGAUUGGGAUCCAAUCUUCAAAUCUUUGCGAAUCAAUAAAAAUUUAAAUUUUGUCGCUUUUCGAAGUUUUAUCAACGCGAAUGAUGAAAGCGGCUCUUCAUUCACCGCAUAUCGACGCCCGACUCCUUCGCUACUGGCCAGUGCAACAGUUAAACGGAGCUUGUGUCGGGCCUUACGAUCCACACUCCGUUUGUCGAGUGCUCUCACCCUGCUGGAACUGCAAAAUAUUCCCAUCAGUGUUGCUGAAGUUAUCGUCUUGUGCGAAGUGAGUUCCAGAUGUCAUUGUAUACAGCUCUAG